Coregonus sp. 'balchen' is the source of this 14664-nucleotide messenger RNA. The record is from the annotation of a GenBank genome assembly. Lineage: Eukaryota; Metazoa; Chordata; Actinopteri; Salmoniformes; Salmonidae.
GGUGCGAGGUGCGGAGAGGGACUGCGGUUCCGUAACGUGUCCUGCUUUGUGUCAGACGGGUCUGGCCAGGAGGAGGGCAGCCUGGUGGAUGAUGAGAUGUGUGGAAACCUGGAGCCCUUGGUAGAUGGAGACAAGCGGAUCACCCUGGAAGAACCCUGCACCUCGCCCUGUCCAGGUAACUAACUUACCUUGGCCUGCAAUGACUGAGGAUCCAGAGUCCUGGACAGUGGACCCGGUCCCUAGAUAAGAGGCAGCCAAGAUCUGACCAGGAAAAACACCUGACCCUAUGGUCAGUAUAGAUUCACCUCUGAGCAUCCAUCUAAUCUACUAUGUAGUUAGUUCAACACAGCAGUCCUGUUACAAUGUGGAACAUUAAUGGUGUUUUGUAGAUUUUAUAGCUCUAUCUGGUCGAGAAAGCCCCUUGUCCUUCAACAUUAUUUACCAACUAUGCAGAGACAUUUUGCUGUUCCUUUAAGGCUGAGCUGAGUUCACUACUGCCGUUAAAUCACAUUUAUCAGCAGAUGUGCUAAGAGACAUUUAUAUGGUCCUAGCUGUGUUAUAUUCUAGCCCAGCUCUCUCAUAACAUGAAUCUUUUAGGAGCAGUGUCCUGCUGACACUGACUGUAGGCACUGAUGACUGGAUGUUUAGAUUCUCAGAGGCUGGUGCUAAAGAGCCGUCCAACGCCUGCUGCUGUGCCUCAUUCUCUGUGUUGAUGUUGACUGACAUUGUAGGGAAUUCAACAAGCUAGUAAAGUGAGUAUUCUAAGAUUAUAUGAAUACAUGAUUUCUUCAUCUCCAAUGACAUGAAAGUGGAGAUUUUCUCUUCUGAAUAAAAACCUUUCAACGUCAUACAUUUCAGAGAGUUGCUAGGGAAAAAAAGCGGAUCUGAAAACGACUAGUGUGAAUGCAAUUUUGACAGUUCGUAUUUCCUUAUUUUGCCAGUGCCUGUCAAUGACAUAUCCAACGUCCCAUUUUGACAGGUCCAUUGUAGCAGAAGUAGAGCGUUGUGACACAAGCUCAUGCAGCAGAAAAUUGUGUUUGGUGUGUUUGGUGUGUUUGGUGUGUUUGGUGUGUGUGUGUGUGUGCGCGUGUGCGUGUGUGCGUGCUUGUAUGUGUGCGGGUGUGUGUGUGUGCGUGCGUGUGUGUCCAGAGCUGUGCGUUUGGUAGAUGUGGACAUGUGUAGUCAAAGUAAUCUUUGUAGCCUACUUCCCCCCUAUUCUAACAUUCAUAUCACACAAACCCUCAACCUGUGGCCUAAUAAGUUACAUAUCUACAUAGCCAGUCCUAAUCUCCAGUGGUUUAGCUCAGGCAGCCAAGACAGACGGAGCAGGUAUUUAAUCCAGGUGUCCACUCUCUCUCCACAUGAAACCCCACCAGACAUCACCUCUCUCCCCCUCCUCUGCCUCAUCACACCCCUGCCUCCCCUGCCUGAUUGUAGCCCAGUCCAUGGCCCCACCAUGCCUGACACCUGACACAGACAGCAGACAGGUGAUAAUCAUAAAGUGGAUUAGGCCACUUUGGACCUGAUGGCUUUAUGAUUAAUUAGUAUUUAGACGUGUGCUCACUUCCUCUCUGUCACUACAAUAGGAUGAAUUAAUGAAUGGCUCUGACCUAUUCUUAUGGGAAAUGGCCUGUUCUGAGAACACCCUGAUUCAAACUAUAAUGAAAAAUGGGAUCUGGCUCUAUUGGGGAAAUAUCUUCUGAACUUUAUCAGGGAUAGGGUUUAAACCUCUUUUUUUUUAAAUGAGAAUUCUCUGAAGAAGUCUGAGAAGUCUGCCUGGUGACAAUCAGUGUGGAAAUAUAAUGAUAUUCAAAACAAUUUAAGGUCAAAUUCAAGUUUCCCAUUAUAAUUGUGUAGUGCCAGGGUCAGGAAUCUUGUGAUAUGACCAGGAUAGACUCUGGAGUCAUAUUUUUGGUCAGGUUACAUGGUUAACAGUAACGUCUCAUAUAGUACUGUACGUUUUCAACUGUGUGCAGCUAAAUGUGUUGAAAGUUGUGUACUGUGUGUUUCUGUACAGGUGACUGCUACCUGACUGACUGGACAUUGUGGAGCCCGUGCCAGCUGAGCUGUGUCAGUGGAGCUGACCUGGGUUUUGGCUCAGUGCAGGUCAGAUCCAGAGCGGUGCUGGCCCAGGAGCCAGAGAACCUACUGCAGUGUCCAGAACAGGAGUGGGAAGCCCGGCCCUGCACUGGUCAGUCUAUACACACAAACACACAUGCAUGCACACACACACACACACACACACACACACACACACACACACACACACACACACGCACACACACACAAAUGUGCAUUUGUCCCUUCAUGCUAUUAUAUGUAAUAUGAAGUAUGUCUGUACUGACCCAUAUCUCUCCUCCCACUACAGAGGGCCAGUGUUAUGAGUACAAGUGGAUGACAGGAGCGUGGAGAAGCUCCUCUCGACUGGUCUGGUGUCAAAGAUCUGAUGGAUUAAAUGUCACAGGUAUGUGUGUGUGUGUGUGUGUUUGGUUUUACUAUCCUUGUGGGGACCAGAAAUGUCCUCCUCCUUGUGGGGACCAGAAAUGUCUUCACAAGGAUAGUAAAACAAGGAAAAUUCAGUGUGGGAACAUUUAGCCAGUCCCCACAAGGACAAAAGGCUAUUUUAGGCUUAGGGGUUAGGUUUAGGGUUGGGGUUAGAGUUAGAAUUAGGGUUAGGGGUUUGGGGUUAAGGUUAAGGUCAGGGUUAAGGUUAGGGUUAGUGUUUAGGGUUAGGGGUUAAAGAAAAUAUAAUUUUGAAUCAAUCCUUUGUUUGGUCCCCACAAGGAUAGUAAAAAAAAACGUGUGUGUGUGAGUGUGUGCUGCUUAUAUCCCAUCCCCUGUCAGAAUGCAUCCACCAACACUCCUUCUUUUAAACCUAUCCCUUUACAGAUGUGCCUACUUCAUAUGCUGCUGAAUAGAAGUCACUAAACCCUUAUCUAGACUAAGGACGAGUAUUGAGUGGUAGCCUACUGUAGCAUAAGAUUUCAGUCACUGCCUCUCGAUUUAGUAGCUACAUUAUCAUAACUGUAACUCUAUGAAUGUGUGGGAUGUGAAUUAGGUCAUAAGCUCCAAUGAAUAGUACAAUACAGUUCUGCUACAGUCAGCCACCCAGCCCAGCUCCCUCCAGGUGCCUCAGUGGCUGAUGAUGAUGAUGGGGAUAGGGUUAUUUCAAACCCUGUCUCUGCCUGUCGGAGCGAGUGGCGUUUGUUCAUUCGAGGCACUUUCUGACUGCCUGUCACUGUGGAGCCGAGGCCGCUUGUGUGUGUGCAUGCGUUCCUGUGUGUAUGUGUGCGUGCCUUCGAGCGUGUGUGUAUGUGUGUUUGUGUGUGUAGGAGAUAAGGAGGAUUUAAUCCUUGACGAUGACACGUUUUAAUCCUGCUGGCCAUCACACGUCAUCUUUAGGUCUGUGACUGCUGCCUCAGAGCUAGGAGAUUCCAGAGGAAGAGUUACAGUGUAUAUGUCACUUAUCAUAAAGGAUAAAGGAUGUGUGUCUUAUUCAGCAAUUAAUUAUCUGAGGAAUGAAUAACCACUAGCACUGACUUUGCUGUUAACUUCUUUAUUUUGGAAAAAUUUACUUACUACGACUGUGAUAUGUGAUUUUCUCACCUAGCUAUCUUAAGAUGAAUGCACUAACUGUAAUUCGCUCUGGAUAAGAGCAUCUGCUAAAUUACUAAAAUAUAAAUAAGUGAAUGAACAUUUCUGUAAACUAUACACAUGAUGUUUGGUGUGUAGGCAUAGAGUAUGACAUAUCAAAUCAAACUUUAUUUAACAAGCAUUUAUCUAGACAGCUCAAUACACAUUACAUUUGUUAGGUAGGUGUGCAUGAAUCAUGAUAUAGUCUGAAUUCACUCUCACCGUGUAUUAAUGAUGCUAUAGAUCCUAUGCCAAGGCAUUCCACAGCCAUACGAUCCAGAUGGUAUGCAUAUUUUAUGCAUAUUAUAUCAGACCGGUUGAUUGGCAUAUACCCUGUAUUUCCUUGACGUAAACGCUUCCUUUCACGCAAUGUGGCUUCCGCUUAUGAUUUGCAUACGCUGUGUGUGUGUGUGUGUGUGAGUGUGUCCAUGCGCAUCACCAUCAUUAAUAUUCAAGACGUCUUCUAAUAGAUUAGCAAUUUUCUGCCGACAGUAUCAUUUUUAUGAAUAACUUGAGGGAUCCUGUCCAGGAUUACUCUCUGAGUGUUGCUACACAUAUAUCUCUUGUGAAGUGGGAUGUUGAAGUGAAGGAAUUUAGCAAAGUGGUUGAAGCGGACCGUUGCUGACUGGUACAGAGUACUGGGCCUGGCACCUCUUAUUCUCUAAAGCUUGGGUACAUAUUGUAGAAUACCUGCUUAAAAGUACUGUCAAAUUGAAGGGAGCAGUGGAACCUUUUUCAUUCCUUCAAGGACUGAUGCACUGUGUAAAUCACUUUGGAUGAAAGUGUCUGCUUAGUUGCAGAUAUUAUAUUAUGUUGUAUAUAUUAUGAUUAAGCUCAAGACUACCCCUCCCCCUGGCUGCUGUGGUAACCUCUGUUUCUUUCAGCCUGAUUACCGUGGUGCUGUUUAAACGCCUAAUGACAAACCUAGUCUUUACUGCCACCUACAACAUUGUCAUAGAAACCACACUUAUCAGGAAGGAAGGGCUGUAGUACUGACUGAACUGUGAGUCAGUUCUAGUUUCCUCACCAUCACUACUGUAUCCCUCCUCUGUAUAACCUUGGUCUAGUUGGUCUAGUUGGUCUAGUUCCCCCCACCACCACUACAGUAUCCCUCCUCUUAUCUCCUAUACCCUUCUCUUGUGUAUAUUGAUUUACCCAGUGUAGCUCAAAUAAAAGCCUAGUGAGAAAACAGUGAGCCCCUUUCAUUUUGCCUUGAGGCAGUCCACUGCAUUGAUAGGCAGUCCACUGCAUUGAUAGGACAAUGGGAGGGAAUCUCCCUGAGGCAAUCACUUAAAGAGAUGGGGAUGGGGCUAGGGCUGGCCUACCUUCUCUUCCCAGGCAUGACUGCGUCCCAAAUGGCACCCUAUUCCCUGUAUAGUGCACUUCUUUUGACCAGGGCCCAUAGGGCUCUUGUCAAAGUAGUGCACUAUGUGGGAAAUAGAAUGCCAUUUGGGACACAUAAUUGUUGUCCUUGAUAUCUGAAGCUGUAUCAGUGUACAUUUUGCAGUGAGUGCAUCAUCUCACUACAGUACACACAACUCAUCUGAGACCCAGAGAGCUCGGGGAGCUCAGUCUGCUUUCCUGUUUAUGUAAGUGUGUCUGUCUGUACGCUUGCUCUCUGGAAUGGUGCAUACUGCGUGGUGUAUGUCUGAUAAACCAUGAAUUAAUGGGAGUGUCUGUUUUCGUCUGGGUGUUUGGGGAGGAAUUUUGAGCAGCUACCUAUCAGAGUGCCCUAAUUACUGAAGUAUUACAAUAUCAUAUACUGUGAGGGAAAUUAAUUGGGAAGCAUUGGAGGACCCAUUUUUGUUGCUUGCCUCCUGCUGUGGGUGGAGAGAGCGAGAUCUAGCUAGAUAGCGAUAGGAGAGAGAGAUAUAGAGAGAGAGAGAGAGAGAGGAGAGAGAGAGAUAUAGAGAGAGGAGGAGAGAGAGGAGCGCAUAUAUAUAUAUAGCGCUCUGAUUCUCUAUCUCUCCUCUCUCUCCUCUCUAGCGACUCGCUCGCUCUCUCUCUCUCCUCUCGCUCUCUCUAUCUCUCUCUCUCUUCCUCUCCCUUCCUCUUCUCUCCUAUACUCUUCUCUUGUGUAUAUAUAUAUAAAUAUAUCUACUUCACUUGCUUUGGCAAUGUUAACAUAUGUUUCCCAUGCCUAUAAAGCCCUUCAAUUGAAUUUAAUUUAAUUGAGAGAAAAAAUAUGUAAAGAAAGUGAUAUAAAGAAAGAAAGGGAGAGAGAGAGAUUGCAAAAUAGAGAACAGGUGUGUAGAGUCUCUGAUCCAUGUUGCCUGCAGCACAACAGACUGAUAGAAGUACAGUAACAAAGACAGCAGUGAAAGCUGCCCAACAUUCUGGACCACAUGUCCGCUGCUCUGCUGUGUGUGUAUGUUUGUGUGUGUGUGUGUGUCCCCACAAGAAUAGUAAACAAAAAUGUGUUAGUCUCCACAAGGUAAAAUGCUAUUUCUAGGGGGUUAGAAUUAGUGUUAGGUUAGAAUUGGGUUAGGGUUAGUUUUAGGGUUAGUUUAGGGUGUAGGGAAAAUAGGUUUUUGAAUGGGAUUGAAUUGUGUGUCCCCACAAGGUUAGUUGUUCAAGACUGUGUGUGUGUGUGUCUGCUUGUGUACGUCUUGUGUAUACAUGUAUGUGCUUGUCUGCUUGCAUUAGCGAGAUAAUUAAAUGUACAGCAUCUUUAUAUCAUAAAGGGAGACUGCUCCCCAUGGCACCCUCACUUCCAUCCCCUUGCUGCCCCAAACCCCUCCCCACUGAAGCUUGCCCUCUGACCUGUACCCUACAGGUGGCUGCCCUAUGACGGCCCAACCCGUGGCAGACCGAUCAUGUGACCCAGCCUGCAACAGACCACGCUCCUUCUGCACAGAGGUGAGUCUGACAACAGAAAGAGAGAGAGAGAGAGAGAGAGAGAGAGAGAGAGAGAGAGAGAGAGAGAGAGAGAGAGAGAGAGAGAGAGAUUUUAUUUUUCAAUUAUACUUACCCUCUCAAAUAAACUCCCUCUCACAUUAUCAAGCAUCUCACAGGCAAUCCCAGAUCAUUAUAUAUAUAUAUUUUCUUCAAUACAAUACAGUACGGUAUUCUUCAACCCAGUUGUAUUCAAAGGGUGUAUUUGAUUCUCAGUCAUAUGUGAGAGAGAAACAUCCCAUAAUAUACAGCCUGGUCUUUGAAGUGUAGUCUGUCCCUCCUCGGGCUGAGAGCUUCCAGCAUUUGUGUUCACUACAAACGGAGUCAAUUUCCUGGAAACACCAGGGGACCAGUUAAAUGGGUACACUGUUUGUGUGUUUGUAUGUGUGGAGGUGUGUGUGUGUGUUUCUGUCUGUGUGUGUGUGUAUGGGGGAUCGGCACCAUCUAUACACACACCCAUGUCAGAACACAUCAGAACCAGGACUCAGCCCUCUAGUUAGUGCUGCCUGAGGGGGCUGUGAGAGAGAUACAGCAACAUGUCUAGCUCAAAUGUGUCUGUUUGUGUAGUGGGGGUAUUGUGUCAUUGUGUUUGUUCAUAUUUGUGUUGUUAGUCAUCUCCCAUGGCCUGGCUGUGUUUCUGUGUAUAUGACUGUGUGUAAAUGUGUCUCUUGUGCCAGUGUGUUUUUGUGCUUGUAGGUGUGGUCGUGAGUGAAUCACAUUUUUUCUGUCCAUCAUUCCCUAUUUUUGUGUCUGUCUAUGUGUUCGUGAAUGUAUGUGUGCACAUGUACAUGCAGGUUAGGGUGUGGAAGGUGUGUAUGCCAGCCUCAGUCUCAGCAGUGUGUUGUGUAGCCCCAUGCUGCAGUACAGAACCUGCUGCGUGUUCAUCCUGCCCCUCUCUUUGUCUGCCACUUUGGUUAUGCUAAUCAGCCCUCCUGUUUCCUGCCCUGUUCUCUCAUCCGCCGGCCCUGUGUGUGUGAGUGUGUGUGUGUGUGUGUGUGUGUGUGUGUGUGUUCAGACAUACAGCCACUGUUUGCAUUGUGGAUAUUUCAUCUCGGGGUGAUUAUCCUCUGGAGGUUGCCGGGGAAUAGGGGAACCCCCACCAAGCACAGGCAGAUGAUUGAACAGAGAGAGGGAGAAGAAAGAGAGAAAGAGAAUGAAACCCCCCUGGGCUGGCAGAUGAGUGAUCUGAGAGAGAUAGAGGGAUGAGUGAACAGAGAGAAAGAAUAGGGGAAACCUUUGGGCUGGCUGGCUGUAUACCCCAACCCCAACAGACCCCACCCUUUAAAUCUCAGAGAAUGAAUUUCUGUCUGAUCCCCCCCCCCCUUUCUCAAUGCAGCACUAGCAUCACAAAGGGGAUUGAAACGUGUGAUAGUUCAUUUUAAUACUGCCAAGAUAUGAGCCUGAGCUAAAGCUGAGUGAUGAUUCAUUCGAUUACACCUGGGAAUAUUUGAUAACAAAUAACCUCACUCCGUCACCAGCCUCCGACUGCAUUAUUUGCUGUACUAAAAGGGAUGAAACUGACAAAAAUGCCUUGUAUCCAUGUUUUGAUUUUAUAAUGGCGGUGUGUGUGUGUGAAUUGUGUGAUUCUCAUCAAGUGCACCAAUUGCUAAACAUCUCCAACACACCUGCAAAGCAAAAGCUCCGGCUGCCACACCGUAGACCCAUGUCUUCAGUUUACCAUCUGUAGGACACAUCACACACACUUAGGACACUGACUAACUCCAGUGACAGCUCACAUUGGACUAUAAUGUGAAUGGCUUUGGUGCAGAUCCAUUCGUGUGCAUAGAGGGCAGCAGUACACCAAAUAUUUUCCAGAUCAUCUAUUGUGUGUAAAUUAUUAUGCAUUUCAUUUAUACGUGUGUGUAACUCCUUUCCUCUCCCAGGCGGGUGUGUGUGGCUGCGAGGAGGGCUACACGGAGGUGAUGACUUCAGACGGCCUGCUGGACCAGUGUACGGUGAUCCCCGUGUUAGAGAUCCCCACGGCGAGGGACAACAGGGCUGACGUGAAGACCAUCAGGGCAGUCAGCCCCACACAGCCCUCCAACAGCCUGCCUGGCCGUGCCGGACGCACCUGGUUCCUACAGCCCUUCGGACCAGGUACACUAACCAGACAGAUUUACUCUAUCAAUUUACGGGACAGUAGGGAACCAUCCAAGAGAUUUGUUCUUGGUUGUUAUUAUGUGGUAUUUCGAAUCUUGUUAGAAUAUCGGCCUAUACUCUGUAGAAAGUAAAUGUGAAUAUAUUCCGAAAUUAUAACAGAAUUUUCAGCAGAGCUACAUUCUGCAUUGUCAUUCCCGGUAGCCACAAAUUGUUUUUGCACAAAUCCCCUAAUGACAUCAGGAAAUGAUAUGAACAGAAGUUUUACACCGCCAUUUAUGCACACAUUUAGGAUUAGGCCCAGAAUUUCUCAUCCUCAAAAUAUCCAUCAUUUCUACUCAUGUGUGAUGUGAUGUGCUGGAUCUUAAUAUUUACAGCAAAGUGAAAGUACAAUCCACCAAUAAUAAUUUACACACAAUAGAUGAUCUGGAAAAUAGUUGGUGUACUGCUGCCCUCUAUGCCCAGGAAUGGAUCUGCACCAAAGCCAUUCACAUUAUAGUCCAAUGUGAGCUGUCACUGGAGUUAGUCAGUGUCCUAAGUGUGUGUGAUGUGUCCUACAGAUGGUAAACUGAAGACAUGGGUCUACGGUGUGGCAGCCGGAGCUUUUGUUUUACUCAUAUUUAUAGUCUCCAUGACCUUCCUAGCCUGGUAAGUUAAUCUGUUUGAUACUUCUUUAUGUAUGUCAGUCAUCUGUAUGUCACCGGUAUGUAUGUAUGUACACUGAACAAAAAUAUAAACACAACAUGCAACAAUUUCAAAGAUUUUACUGAGUUACAGCUCAUAUAAGGAAAUCCGACAAUUGAAAUAAAUUAAUUCGGCCCUAAUCUAUGGAUUUCAACAUGACUUGGAAUACAGAUAUGCAUCUGUUGGUCACAGAUACCUUAAAAAAAAGUUAGGGAUGUGGAUCAGAAAACCAGUCAGUAUCUGGUGUGACCACCAUUUGCAUCAUGCAGCGCGACACAUCUCCUUCACAUAGAGUUUAUCUGGCUGUUGAUUGUGGCCUGUGGAAUGUUGUCUCACUCCUCUUCAAUGGCUGUGUGAAGUUGCUGGAUAUUGGCGGGAACUGGAACACGCUGUCGUACAUGUAGAUCCAGAGAAUGCCAAACAUGCUCAUUGGGUGACAUGUCUGGUGAGUAUGCAGGCCAUGGAAGAACUGGGACAUUUUCAGAAUUGUGUACAGAUCCUUGCGACAUGGGGCUGUGCAUUAUCAUGCUGAAACAUGAGGUGAUGGCGGUGGAUGAAUGGCACGAUAAUGGGAUCUCGUCACAGUAUCUCUGUGCAUUCAAAUUGCCAUCGAUAAAAUGCAAUUGUGUUCGUUGUCCGUAGCUUAAGCCUGCCCAUGCCAUAACCCCAUUGACACCAUGGGGCACUCUGUUCACAACAUUGACAUCAGCAAACCGCUCACCCACACAACGCCAUACACGCUGUCUGCCAUCUGCCCGGUACAGUUGAAACUGGGAUUCACCCGUGAAGAGCACACUUCUCCAGCGUGCCAGUGGCCAUCGAAGGUGAGCAUUUGCCCACUGAAGUUGGUUACGACGCCGAACUGCAGUCAGGUCAAGACCCUGGUGAGGACGACGAGCACACAGAUGAGCUUCCCUGAGACGGUUUCUGACAGUUUGUGCAGAAAUUAUUCGGUUGUGCAAACCGGACAGCUGUCCAGGUGAAUGGUCUCUGACGAUCCCGCAGGUGAAGAAGCCGGAUGUUGAGGUCCUGUGCUGGCGUGGUUACGCGUGGUCUGCGGUUGUGAGGCCGGUUGGAAGUACUGCCAAAUGGUCUAAAACAUUGUUGGAGACGGCUUAUGGUAGAGAAAUAAACAGAACAUUCACUGGCAACAGCUCUGGUGGACAUUCCUGCAUUCAGCAUGUAAAUUGCACGCUCCCUCAAAACUUGAGACAUCUGUGGCAUUGUGUUGUGUGACAAAACUGCACAUUUUAUAGUGGCCUUUUUAUUGUCCCCAGCACAAGGUGUACCUGUGUAAUGAUCAUGCUGUUUAAUCAGCUUCUUGAUAUGCCACACCUGUCAUGUGGAUGGAUUAUCUUGGUAAAUGAGAAAUGCUCACUAACAGGGAUGUAAACACAUUUCUAGAGAAAUAAGCUUUUUGUGCAUAUGGAAAUUUCUGGAAUCUUUUAUUUUAGCUCAUGAAACAUGGGACCAACACUUUACAUGUUGCGUUUAUAUAUAUAUUUAGCAUAUGUAUGUACAGUGGGGAAAAAAGGAUUUAGUCAGCCACCAAUUGUGCAAGUUCUCCCACUUUAAAAGAUGAGAGAGGCCUGUCAUUUUCAUCAUAGGUACACGUCAACUAUGACAGACAAAAUGAGAAAAAAAAUUCCAGAAAAUCACAUUGUAGGAUUUUUAAUGAAUUUAUUUGCAAAUUAUGGUGGAAAAUAAGUAUUUGGUCAAUAACAAAAGUUUCUCAAUACUUUGUUAUAUACCCUUUAUUGGCAAUGACACAGGUCAAACGUUUUCUGUAAGUCUUCACAAGGUUUUCACACACUGUUGCUGGUAUUUUGGCCCAUUCCUCCAUGCAGAUCUCCUCUAGAGCAGUGAUGUUUUGGGGCUGUCGCUGGGCAACACAGACUUUCAACUCCCUCCAAAGAUUUUCUAUAGGGUUGAGAUCUGGAGACUGGCUAGGCCACACCAGGACCUUGAAAUGCUUCUUACGAAGCCACUCCUUCGUUGCCCGGGCGGUGUGUUUGGGAUCAUUGUCAUGCUGAAAGAUCCAGCCACGUUUCAUCUUCAAUGCCCUUGCUGAUGGAAGGAGGUUUUCACUCAAAAUCUCACGAUACAUGGCCCCAUUCAUUCUUUCCUUUACACGGAUCAGUCGUCCUGGUCCCUUUGCAGAAAAACAGCCCCAAAGCAUGAUGUUUCCACCCCCAUGCUUCACAGUAGGUAUGGUGUUCUUUGGAUGCAACUCAGCAUUCUUUGUCCUCCAAACACGACGAGUUGAGUUUUUACCAAAAAGUUCUAUUUUGGUUUCAUCUGACCAUAUGACAUUCUCCCAAUCCUCUUCUGGAUCAUCCAAAUGCACUCUAGCAAACUUCAGACAGGCCUGGACAUGUACUAGCUUAAGCAGGGGGACACGUCUGGCACUGCAGGAUUUGAGUCCCUGGCGGCGUAGUGUGUUACUGAUGGUAGGCUUUGUUACUUUGGUCCCAGCUCUCUGCAGGUCAUUCACUAGGUCCCCCCGUGUGGUUCUGGGAUUUUUGCUCACCGUUCUUGUGAUCAUUUUGACCCCACGGGGUGAGAUCUUGCGUGGAGCCCCAGAUCGAGGGAGAUUAUCAGUGGUCUUGUAUGUCUUCCAUUUCCUAAUAAUUGCUCCCACAGUUGAUUUCUUCAAACCAAGCUGCUUACCUAUUGCAGAUUCAGUCUUCCCAGCCUGGUGCAGAUCUACAAUUUUGUUUCUGGUGUCCUUUGACAGCUCUUUGGUCUUGGCCAUAGUGGAGUUUGGAGUGUGACUGUUUGAGGUUGUGGACAGGUGUCUUUUAUACUGAUAACAAGUUCAAACAGGUGCGAUUAAUACAGGUAACGAGUGGAGGACAGAGGAGCCUCUUAAAGAAGAAGUUACAGGUCUGUGAGAGCCAGAAAUCUUGCUUGUUUGUAGGUGACCAAAUACUUAUUUUCCACCAUAAUUUGCAAAUAAAUUCAUUAAAAAUCCUACAAUGUGAAAAUUAUUUUAUUUUUUUAUUUUUAUUUUUAGAAAAUGAUGAAAAUUACAGGGCUCUCUCAUCUUUUUAAGUGGGAGAACUUGCACAAUUGGUGGCUGACUAAAUACUUUUUUCCCCCACUGUAUGUAUGUAUGUAUGUAUGUAUGUAUAUAUGUAUGUAUGUACUGUAUGUAUGUAUGUAUGUCAUCACCUGUAUGUAUAUGUCUUCAUGGUCACAUCAGUUUUCAUUUACCCAUUCAUUUUAAUUUCAAAUCAUGUCAUUAUCUGUACUUUUUCUUUCCAUCUCUCUCCCCACCUCAUCCAUUCAUCUCUCUCCCCACCUCAUCCAUUCAUCUCUCUCCACACCUCAUCCAUUCAUUCCUCUCCCCAUCUUAUCCAUUGAUCUCUCUCUUUUCACCCCCCCCCCCCCCCCCCCCCCCCCCCCCCCCCCCCCCCCCCCACCACCUCCAUGCACCAUCAGUCGGUGUUACUCGAACCCUGACCAGUGUACUGAUACGGUGGUCUGGAUGGGACAUAACGAUCAUACCAUGGCUUAUACGUGUCCUGACUGCCAGCAUGAGGCACACAAACUAGAAAAACAACAUCAAUAUCAACAUCAACAACAACCGCAUCAAAAUCAUUAUCAAGAUCAACAACAAUUACAACAGCAAACACAUCAAUAUCAUCAAAAUCAUCAACUACAACCACUACCACAAAAUCAAUAUCAACAACCACAACUACCACAACAAAAUCAACACUAUCAGCAACAACCAUAUAAUCAACAACAUCAAUAUCAACUACAACCACAACAGCAUCAACAAAAAAAACAUAAUAAUCAACCUAAUCACCAACUACAACCACAACGCAUUGAAACACUCAUAACGUAGGGGUCCUGACCUAAUGGCGGCCCUCGCUGCAGUGUUCACACAAACUACCCUACCCCUUCGUCUUUCUCUCCUCCCCACAUCUGCUGUCACAUGUGCCUGUCCGACCAAUCACAUGGAGCUAUUGAUGGAGGUGAGCAAGAAGUCAUCCCCCAUGUCCCUAUGUUUGACCCCUGACCCCUCUGUGAUCCUGGAGUAUGUUCAGUAGUCUUUAGAGCACCAUACUGAAACAUGCUAUGUACGGCAUCCAUUUUAGGAAGUCCCUUGGUUGCAGUUACUCUAUAAAAAUGAUGAGCAGCUUUCACUUUCAAUAGCAUACUGCCCUCUUGUGGCCAGAUGGAAGAAUCACUCUUCACAUUUUUUCUUUUAUUUAUUUUUUGUCAUUUAGCAUACGCUCUUAUCCAGAGCGACUUACAGUUAGUGAGUGCAUAAAUUUUUUCAUACUGGUCCCCCGUGGGAAUCGAACCCACAACCCUGGCGUUGCAAGCACCAUGCUCUACCAACUGAGCUACACGGGACAUAUUCAAUGAUCCCUCAUCCCUUGCCAUUCAGUCUCUCAUUCGUUCCACCCAUUCUUCCCUAUCUAUUCAUGAUGGACACAAAUAAGAUAUCUUAUUCACAUUUUAUAUAUAUUUAUCAUUGUGUUGUUAUUGUCUCCCAUCCCUGUGGUUUUUAUGUAAAGUUGUGAUGUGUGAUAUGUUAGAGCCUGCUCAGACAUGCUAUAGUGUUGUCCUCAUUAUGUACCUAUAGUUAACUGUCUACACUGUCUCUGUGUGCCAUAGCCUAGUUUGAAUUAAGGUGAGUGGGAACUGGUUGAGUGGGAAAUGUUCUGGGCUGAAAAAAAAGCUGCUUUCUGUACUGUGCUUGUCCCCCUCGUCAUCUUCCUUCAGAGUCCAAUCUCUCUCACAUGCCUCAAUAUAAAAAGAAAUGAUAGCAGCUGUUGAAAUUGUCCAUGAAGUGUUGCAUCAUCCACCACAGCAUAAUUUCAAUGCUAGGACAAGGGGCACUGAAAUGUGCUUCUGAAAUUUGCCUCACUAACUAGUUCUGCAACCAACAGAUCUGUCAAUUUUCCUUAAAGUACAAUGGCAGUAUAGGAACAGAAUCGUUGGCUAUUUCAGUAUUGCCUUUGCAUGAUCGAAGAACUGACCAUAUACUAAAAGCAUGGCCUUCAAGCAGAGUGAUGCAUGCAACUCUAACAUGAGGUAAAUUACCCAACUGAAAGUUGUGGCGUUUUCAAAAGAUAGCAGAGCAAGCUCUGUGUAUCAGGUGGGGGUAACGUAGCCCUGAUAUGGAUAAAUUCUUUAUUAUUAUGGUAUAUAGGCCUACAUAUUAAGGCUAUGGGUAUCUACAUUUCCUCUUCAAUAAUUGGAAUAUAAAACAUGUAAUAGCAAUGUUUUCUGCAAUUUUUCUUUCCUAGUAAAAAGCCAAAGAAACCCCAGAGAAGACAGAUGUAUAACAACCGGCUCAAGCCCCUGACCCUGGCCUAUGACGGAGACGCUGACAUGUAA